Myotis lucifugus (little brown bat) is the source of this 2370-nucleotide messenger RNA. RefSeq names its product family with sequence similarity 83 member A (gene SACK1A). Bases 203 to 1510 code for a protein of 435 amino acids. NCBI's taxonomy places the organism in Eukaryota, Metazoa, Chordata, Mammalia, Chiroptera, Vespertilionidae. The transcript has 4 exons. Gene Ontology annotation, biological process: epidermal growth factor receptor signaling pathway. The record is from RefSeq and is a predicted model, not a curated record.
CGUGCGGCUGGUGCUCUCUCCAGGUGAGCAUUGCUCAGAACAGCGGGAAAUGACUGCUGGGAGCGGGCGUGAGGUGGCAGGCAGCCCCAGACGCUGGCGCACAGCAGUCCCGGGAGCUGGGUGUUAGGAGCUCCACUCCCCGCCGUGGACAUCAGGAGCAGCUGGAGUGCUGCUUCCCAGCCACCACCAGAGUCAGGGCAGCAUGAGCCGGGCAAGGCACGUGGGCAAGAUCCGGAGACGCCUGGAGGAUGUCAAGAGCCAGUGGGUCCGGCUGGCCAGGGCCGACUUCAGCGACCACGAGAGCGCCCGGCUGGCCACAGAUGCCCUCCUGGAUGGCGGGCCCGAGGCCUACCGGCAGGUGCUCAGCCAGGAAGGUGAGGUGGACUUCUUGUCCUCCGCGGAGACCCAGUAUAUCCAGGCCCAGGCCAAGGAGCCCCCCUGUACCCCGGACACCCCGGGAGGGGCCGAGGCCAGGACCAAGGGCCUGGACUCCUGCUCCCUGCAGUCAGGGACCUACUACCCUGUGGCCUCGGAGGACAGCGAGCCGGCCCUGCUGCACACCUGGGCCUCGGCCGAGAAGCCCUACCUGAAGGAACGGUCCAGCACCACCGUGUACUUCCAGACAGACAAGCACAGCAACAUCAGGGACCUCAUCCGCCGCUGCAUCACCCGCACCAGCCAGGUCCUGGCCAUCCUGAUGGACGUGUUCACGGACGUGGAGAUCUUCUGUGACAUCCUGGAGGCGGCCAACAAGCGCGGGGUGCUGGUCUGCGUGCUCCUGGACCAGGGAGGCGUGCCGCUCUUCCAGGAGAUGUGUGACAAAGUGCAGGUCUCUGACCGGCACCUCAAGAACAUUUCCAUCCGGAGUGUGGAAGCAGAGGUGUACUGCGCCAAAUCAGGCAGGAAGUUCGCCGGCCAAGUCCAGGAGAAGUUCAUCAUCUCGGACUGGAGAUACGUCCUUUCUGGAUCAUACAGCUUCACCUGGCUCUGCGGACACGUCCACCGGAACAUCCUCUCCAAGUUCACGGGCCAGGCCGUGGCGCUGUUUGACCAGGAGUUCCGCCACCUCUACGCCGCCUCCCAGCCCGUGAUGGGCCUGAAGUGCCCCAGGCUGGUGGCGCCCCUCCCGCCCAGAGCGGGACGCAGCCCCCCGCCCGGCCGCCUCAGUGGCAGCAGCUGCUCUGCCAGUGGCCGCCUGUCCUCCAACCCCUUCAGCAGCCCCUCGACGGGGAGCAACCCCCAGAACCGGAGUCUGUCCGUGUCCUCAGGGCCCAGCAGCCCACCGGCCCCCAACCCACCUCCGCCCCCCAGGUUUCAGCUCUACCAGGGCCUCUGGGGGGCCCUGGCCCCACAGGCCCACUUCUGCCUGAGGCCCCAGGACAGCCCACUCGCUCUGUACAGCAAACUCGGCGCCUGCAGGCCCCCGCGGCUGCAGCUGGAGCAGCUGGGCCUGCUGCCCAGGGCGCCCCAUGUCUGGAGGCCGUUCCUGCAGGCCUCCCCUCGUUUCUGAAGGCCCCCCCCCCCAAGCUGCCCUCCCAGGACUCCUGGGGACCCGCCUCAACGACGGGCAGCUUUGCUUCCCGUAGAACUAAAGGCACCUGGACAACACUGGUGCCUGUUCGAAUGUUCUCAGGCCUGAGAGCGUUCACUUGCCGACCCCACCAGUCCUGGGUUCCCCUCUCUAGUUUGGGCUACGCAGCACAUUCCAGAAGGUUCCAGGGUGACGGGGUGGGGAACUAGAGGACAAGAUAGUCAAAGUAGGGCCCUUUCUUCUAAAGAGCAGCCAGUGCUUCCACAUGACCGUUCUUUGACUCGCUGGGAUGUGAGGGCAGAUGCAGCCACGUUUCAUAGAUGGGUAAACGGGCACCGAGCAGCAGAGGGUGAGUGUGGCCAAGGUGCUCCAUUUCCCAGUUCACAGGAACAGUCCUCUCCCCAGAGAUUCCGGAGAGAGAUCGGGAGAAGGCCUGGGAACAUUCUGGGUGUUUCUGGGAGGGGGGACAACUCCUGCUCCCUGAAAGGCGGAAGACGGGGUAUCCCUGGGCCCGAUGACGUAGGGAUGAGGCCCCACAACUGCCGCUGUAAGCCGUGUGGGGCCGGUGGAGACUACAGCGGCAGAGAUGGGGCAGGCCAGGGCGUCCCAGGGAUCGCGGUGGGCAAGGCAGCUUGGCAGCUCCGUGCUGCAUCACUUCCAGGCUGACGCUCCCAGAGCAUCCAGAGCGUCCAGAGCAGAUGCAGUUGGCCUCAAGGUGGAGGCUCCUCCAGGGGGCCAGGUUCCUAAGAGACUGUGAUGAGCAGCCCCGCCACUCCUCCCCACUCACCCGCAAUGGAUAAGCAAUAUGAGCAAGAAAUAAACCUUUGUCAUUCAAGCCA